Molecule: messenger RNA, 3600 nt
Organism: Orbilia oligospora ATCC 24927
Lineage: Eukaryota; Fungi; Ascomycota; Orbiliomycetes; Orbiliales; Orbiliaceae
Exons: 4
Coding region: 1-3600 (1199 amino acids)
Molecular function (GO): protein binding
Source: RefSeq, a predicted model, not a curated record
AUGGAGGAGCAACAAGAAUCUCCUAUAUCUGGAGUAAAACCCACUGUUACAUCUUCAAGAACCGUUCCUCCUGGGCAGAGCCUCAUUGCAGAGCGACGUAGAAGCAAACCCGAUAUUGUUCUGCGAUCCGAAGUUCCUAGAAUCAGUUCCGGACCAGCUGAAAUUACCACACCUGUAUCUGCUACCUUUCGACCGAGAAGCGAUUCACUCAUAAGCAUUGAACAUCCCAUUCUAGAGCUUCCUAUCGAGGAGUCUCUGUUAUCGCCCGAGACCAAAGAUCCUCAUCCCGACUCCUUAGGCCCAACACAUGAUGAGGUCGGAAAUAGACCCAUUGAAGCUCCCCUCACCAAAACUCCGACGAUUGAGCUUCCUUCCCUAAUAUCUACCAUUCCAGUGAAGCCUUUGCCCGAAAUAGUAAACGAGCCACAGGCGACCAUCUCUGCGGCCGAUAAGGAAACGUGGGAUCGGACACUACCACGUGUGAUUCGUGGUAUUGUCUCUAUCAGGGCUACAACCGUUCGGCCGUUCGAUACCGAAACUGCUGGUGAUUACACCGCAACUGGCUUUGUAAUUGAUGCCAAGCGUGGUCUCAUUCUUUCGAAUCGACAUGUAGUCUCACCAGCGCCGAUCACGGCUGUUGGUAUCUUCUUCAACUACGAGGAAGUCAAACUAGCGCCAAUCUAUCGAGACCCGGUACAUGAUUUUGGAAUUUUCCGUUAUGAUCCGGCAGACCUGAAGCAUAUUACCGCAACUGAGAUUCCUCUGAGACCCGAUUUAGCCCGCGUCGGCCUCGAUAUCAAAGUCGUUGGUAACGAUGCUGGCGAGAAAUUGUCUAUCCUGGGUUCUACCCUGGCUAGGCUGGACCGACCCGCCCCAGUAUACGGUUCUGACAUGUAUAAUGAUUUUAAUACGUUCUACUUUCAGGCCGCUAGUGGUACCAGUGGAGGCAGUAGCGGUUCUCCUGUUUUGAACGUACAAGGUGAAGCUAUUGCUCUCAAUGCUGGAGGCAGUCGAUCGUCUCAAUCUAGCUUCUAUCUCCCAUUGGAUCGUGUUGUCAGAGCUGUCGACUUGAUCAAACAAGGGAAACAUGUUCCUCGAGGAACUUUGCAGACCGAGUUUUUCCAUCAGAGCUAUGACGAGUUGAAAAGGCUUGGCAUGUCUGAUGAAAACAUGAUGGCCUGCCGUCAAAGAAAUUCUGAGGCUACAGGGCUCCUUACAGUCCGUAUGGUAUUGAAAGGUGGCCCGGCCGCUAGUCCCCAGCCAACAAAUGCUGCAAAUAAUACGGAAGAAGAUCCUAAUAUUCCCAUCAAAGGCCUCGAACCUAGUGAUAUCCUUCUCACAUGUAAUGGGAAAUAUAUUACCAAUUUUAUCGGGCUCUGGGAGAUUAUAGACGACUCAGUUGACAAGGAAAUCACCUUAGAAGUCUACCGUGCGAAAGUUCUUCGAAAGUGUACUCUGAAGGUACAAGACUUGCAUAGCAUCACUCCUGACCGUUUCCUCCACUUUGGAGGCGCCAUCUUCCAUGACGCUUCUUACCAGGAGUGUCGUUGGUAUAACGAGGCAAUUGGAAACGGAACUUUCUGCGCAUCUUCGGGCUUCAUGAUGUGGAACUCCUAUUCUCGUGACUUCCUUGUCACAAAGGUUGAUGGUAAACCUACACCAAAUCUCGAAGUGUUCAUGCAAGUCAUCAAAGAAAUCCCGGAUUACAAGCGGAUACAGUGUAUGACAAGGGGUCUUGGUAAAUCCGAUGAUCAAUUGUUAAUGGUCGACAUGGACUGGCACUUUUACCCCUCCAGCUUGUUUGUCCGAGAUGAUGAUAAUGGUGUCUGGAGAAGAGAGGAUAUCUCGCCUCCGGCAGCUGUCGAAGAUGUGAAGGCUCUUGCACCCCCACCUAGAGAUGGUGAAACGGAUUCUGCUAUUGAUGUUGAAUCCGUUCCUUCAUCGCCGCAGACUCCUGAGACGGAGGCUCCAACCACGGCCCCCCAGGAACUUAGUCCGCAAGUAGAAAGCGCGGAUGAAGAUGCAGACGAAGAAGAAGAAGAAGAAGAAGAAGACACACCUCUUGAUGUCGCUAUUGAAGAACUUAGGUGCUCAAUGGCCUACGUUAGGUGUUUCCUCCCGCACACCAUUUACGGCCAUACUAGCAACCAAAGCUACAGUGGCGUUGGCCUCAUUCUAGCCGUGGAUCCUAUUCCGCUCGUAUUUUUCGACCGUACUUGUAUUCCUACCGACAUGGUGGACAUUCGCCUGACUAUAGCCAACAAAAACAUUGCCGGCCGUAUCGUCUACAUGGGCGACUUCGUCCUCCUCACAUUUGAUAAGGCGCUUCUUCCAGAGGGUAGCAAGAUUCUCAUUCCAGAAUGGGAUCCCAAGCCCCUCAAGGUUCGCGAGUCGGUCAAGAUCUUCGGCUUGACUUCGGAUCAAUUGCUCAGUACGAAGGAAACUACGAUCAGCUCUAUUGGUACGAAUUCGAACACCUGGGCAUGCAAUCCACCUCGCCAUAGAUUGAUAAACACGGAAAACAUCUCAAUUGCUGAAGGAGCUUCCUGCUGGGGUGGAGUAAUUGUUCGCAUGGAGCAAUUGAAGAGCGUAAAAAAGGGAGAAAACGUCAAGGUUGCUGCAUGGAUGAUGACUGUAUCGUCGCAAUCGAGCGGAACUGAUUCAUACUGGACUCAGGGUAUCGAUUUGCAUCGUUACGUCCUCCCCAUCGUUAGAGAGAUUGAAGAAAAGAAGUUGGCAAGGUAUGAUCACUCGACCUGGGAUUUGGGCUUCGAGUUUUCGGACGCGGCUUUGCCGACAGUCUCCGCUAUGGGAUUGUCACAGAAGAGAUUCAAUGACUUCGUCAAACAGGCCAAGAAGAUAAGGGGUGUUGCUAGGCCCUUGAUUGUUGAGACGAGGAUGCAACCACCAAAGACGACGCUUACAGAGGAAGAAGAAGCAAAGGGCCUGAAGGUUGGUGAUAUUUUGCUAGAGAUUGAUGGAAAACCGAUCUAUAAGGUUGCUCAACUUACGGAAUUUAACUUCGAAGGACGGGAGACAGCUUCUGUUUUGGUCUUAAGGAAUAGCCAAGAACUUUUGUUGAACGUUCCAAUUGUGAAAAGUUGGCCAAAUACUGGCGAUCGAGUGAUUCAGAUCUUUGGGGCAAUCGUGCACGCUUCACAUGCUGCUGCGAUCGAGCAAGUCGCCAAGACAGCUAGAAACGUCCCAUUGGACUCUGAAGGUUUAUAUAUCUCUGGCGUAAGCUAUGGAUCCCCUGCUCUUGACAAAAUGCGGCCGACUUUCUGGAUUUUGUCUAUUGAUGAUCACCCAGUUUCUACCAUCGACGACGUCCUUCAACUUGCACGAGAGAGAAAGUGGGCGCAGGGCGAGUAUGUUCGCAUCAAGCAAGUUAAUAGGGUGGGAAUUACCAGUAUCGCGUCGGUCAAGGUCGAUGAUCGUUUCUGGCCACUAUACCAAUGGAGGAUGAGCCACGAGACUGGAAAGUGGAAGAUGACAAAAGAAACCGGUUUACAAUAUAACAGUGAGCUUUCUGACAACGGAAUGAAACGGUUCAAGGACAAGGCUGUUCCAUCUCCUUCUGCUUCGUCGGGGACCGUUUAG